This is a messenger RNA of Trypanosoma cruzi, 1290 nucleotides long. Its product is annotated as pseudouridine synthase A-like protein, putative. Gene Ontology annotation, biological process: mRNA pseudouridine synthesis; tRNA pseudouridine synthesis. Lineage: Eukaryota; Euglenozoa; Kinetoplastea; Trypanosomatida; Trypanosomatidae. Gene Ontology annotation, cellular component: cytoplasm; nucleus. The record is from RefSeq and is a predicted model, not a curated record. The transcript has a single exon. Gene Ontology annotation, molecular function: pseudouridine synthase activity; RNA binding. The coding region runs from base 1 to 1290 and encodes 429 amino acids.
AUGCCGGUGGCUCCCAAUGGCCUGUCUGUUGGGGAUUUUGUGGGAGGGCCAUCCAAGAAGAUGACACGAAAAAAGAACCGAGAAGAACGGCCCUUCUUAUUCGCAAACUACCCGUCGCGGAAGGUAGCCAUUCGCCUGGCAUACCACGGCCACUUGUAUGAUGGAUUGGCAAAACAGGAGGAGACAUCCAACACAGUGGAGGCGUACGUGGUUGCGGCGCUCAAGCACGUGCGACUCAUCCCGCAGGACGGACCGAUUGAUCUUGCACGCUGCGGGCGAACAGACAAGGGCGUUAGUGCACUGGGCAACGUCUUCUCACUUACGGUCCGAGCCUCCUCAUGGCCCACGGACUCCCCACAGAAACCAGCACUUGACUACUGCGCCAUGCUCAACAGCGCGUUGCCUGUUACCAUUCGGAUCGUUGGGUGGGCGUAUGUGGAUGAUACUUUUGAUGCACGCUUCUCAUGUGUGGGUCGAACAUACCGAUAUUACUUUUGUCAUCGAGGCCUCAAUGUGGAGGCGAUGGGUAACGCCGCAGCGCGGCUCAAAGGGGUACACAAUUUCCGUAACUUUUGUAAGACAGAUGUUGUGAACGUCAGCAAUUACGAACGUGAUGUGCGCAGCGUUGGGAUUUUUGCCAGCGAGGCGUUCCCGGAGUUGGUGUCUUAUCUUGAGAUUCAUGCAAACUCUUUUCUUUACCACCAGAUUCGCUGCACGAUGGAGGUUCUUUUUCUUGUUGGGCGCGGGUUGGAGGACCCAGAAGUGGUCACACAGCUGCUCGAGCGUGGAGACCGCAAACCCGUGUACCCACUAGCAGAUGGUACGCCGCUAGUGCUGUGGGAUUGCCAUUUUAAGAACUUACAGUGGAAUAUUUCAAAACGUGCAUUUAUGGCCGUGGAACACGAGCUUCAAGACAUCGCGACAGCGUUAUUCCUUAGGGCAUCUUUGGCGAACUCUAUGCGCUCGCAGCUGCUCACCUGGUACAAUGGGCAUACGGACUCGGAAGGCAAGACGAUUAUGGCACAACUGCCCGAGGUGCAGGCGGCAGACAGGUGGUCUGUGACCGGAUGUGAUUGGACCGACAAGCGCACACACGCCAACAUGCGUGUGCGACGAUAUGACUUGUUUGCACUGUCAAGGCAAAGGGAGCACGGCGCUUCCGGGCCCUUGUCAAGUAGACCCUACACAAAACUAUUGGAGCGUGAGACCGAGCGAACAUUCGAUGAGGAGGUGGAGGCACUCAGUCAAAAGAAACGAGCCCGAUUUGAAAGUAACAUGGAGAAAAAGUAA